AGUAAAGAAAAAAAGUCACAAAGCCGACAGAAAGAGCGAAUGGCGAAAUUGCUCCCUCAGUCGCUCGCGGUCUGCAUGAACGUGAGGUCGACCUCGGAUUACUACGGUGCAGUGCUGUGCGCCAUCUGGAUUUCCCACCUCAAUCUCCUGCGGACGGCUGCGUCGAGUCCGACGCUGGAGUGGCGUCAAUCUGCUCCCCCGCAUCACACUGCCGCAGCAUCGUGCCAUCGGAGUUGGGGAAAAACACAAAGAAAAAAGAAAGCAGAGAAAGAAAAGCGAGGCGUACAAAGAAGGAUUGCGAAGUGUCGUUAAAAAGCAACAAAGAGGUGGCCAGGUGGACGUGAAGACAGAGCCGCGGGCACUGCUGUAGCCAGGUAGAAUAACAGUAACGACACUGGCUGAAACGUGCGGAUAUUGAGACCGGCGGACGAGGCGUGACGUCAACCAUUUCACCAGAGCAAAGAAUUGAGAUGCAGACACCCGCCGGUUUCUGUGAGCAAUCGAGGCAGCAAAUGCAGUCGCGGUAUUGCGCAUGACCCUGUACACAAGGAAAGUCAGCUGAGAGUUUUCUGGAAGCCGGCUGCCCCUCCUCGAAUCCUGUCCCAUGUGCGAGUCGGUGUUGAGGGUCGGUCAAGACUAGCAGCCUGCUCCGCUCGUGGCCACGGCACAGGUCUCGAAGAUCACCGCUGAACUCGGCCGGGCACCUGUCGCUUCUUGGCGCAGAGGACGUCGACGACGGCCAGCGCCGAACGGAAAGAGUAGAGGGCUUCUGCAGCGGCCACAUAAUGGCGGAGCUCUUGUGCCUUGAGAAGGACGUGGAUUUCCAGGAGCGGCCCGAGGGCCAGGGUCCCGUAUGCUCGUACAGGGACCCGGCCAUCUUCGACGACUCCACAGUGCUCGACAACCUGCUCAGGUCCGAGGAGAGGUAUCCAAUCAACCCUCGAUACUUCACCUGUGUCCAAAAGGAGCUCUCCGUCAACAUGAGGCGGAUCGUCGGACGCUGGAUGCUUGAGGUGUGCGAGGUGGAACAGUGUCGGCCCGAGGUUUACCCACUCGCCAUGAACUGCCUGGAUCGGUUCCUGUCAGUGAGGCCAGUGCGCAAGUGUCAACUGCAACUUACGGGAGCCGUGUGCAUGUUGCUCGCCUCAAAGUUCCGCCAGACCAAGCCCCUGUCCCUGGAGAGGCUUUCCAUGUUCACCGACUACUCGGUCACCAGGGAAGAACUCAAGGACUGGGAACUGGUGGUGGUCUCGACCCUCAAGUGGGACGUUUGCGGUGUGAUCGCGUGCGACUUCCUCGACCACCUGAUCCACAGGUUGGAGCUACCCAAGGAGGCAAUGUGCAGCCGAGACCACAUCCGCACUCACGCGCAGACCUUCAUCAGCCUCUGCUACACGGAAUUCGAGUUCAUCCUGUCGCCAGCGUCGAUGAUCGCCGCGGCGAGCAUCAGUAUGGCCGUCUGCGGCCUAGUCAAACUCAACUGGACCCAAAAGAAAGAAGUGCUGCAGAGGCUUCACGACAUCACCAGCAUAGAAGUGGACUGUCUACAAGACUGCCAGCAGAGGAUCGAGAAGACCCUGGUGAGGAACUACCCCGAACUCACCAAGAGCCUUGCGGCCUCCUUGAACGGCACAACCCCAACGCCAACUCCGGCAUCGACGCCUUCGGGGGACUACGCAGUUAAAGUGAGCGCCGAGACAGUCACCCUGGAGUCAGAGACCCCCGAUACGCCCACCGACGUCCAGGACGUUCUAUUUUGAACUGCGGCCUCCCCCAAUGCUUAGGCACUGCCGGAAUACCUUAGGAAAAUGAAAAAAAAAAAAGAAAAGAGAAACAAGACAAGAAUCCCCGGUCACUGUGCUUCACCAGUUGCUCGUGGUUGACAAGCCCAGCGAUGUUUGGCUUCAAGUAAACAUCCUUCCACCCAACAACCACCUUGUUUCCCAACCCCUUCAAACAGCUGCAAGAAAAUGCAAUAGAACUCGUACGAGGAGGGACUCCGGUGUUCACCUCGAGUACCCAUCCGCCUUAGUAAAUGCAAUGGAACACUCCUGUGUGCAUGUGCGUGUGCGUGUGUGCUGCCGCAGUGUUUUUUUGGUGACUUUCGGCAAACUAUAUUUAGUCCUUUUUUUUUUCUAUUCGUCGAUUCAUUGCUGCCCCCUGCCUGCCGAGAAAGGAAGCAGAAGAAACGUCCUUGCCAACGCGAAGAGAGCCUGUGACAAUCUUUUCUGACCUGACCUCAGCACCAUCGCUACACUCCAAAGGCUUUUUGUUUGUCGCUCGUGAAAAAGAUACUGAAAGAACUGGAAGGCUGACGCAAACGUUCGAUGAUAACUGAAGAUGUGAACUGGUGUUAUAGAGACGUUUUUUUUUUAAACCUUUGUCUUCUCUUAGCCAUUGAGCGUUGGUCAAAGAUGGUCACUCCUUACUCGUCCUUGCCUUUUUUAUUAUUAUUAUUAUUAUUAUUAUUAUUAUUAUUAACUCUGCCGGGACAUUGAGUCGAAAGAGAGUGAAACGGAGAGCAAAAACAUGUAGUGAUGUGCGACUGCCAGUAGUGUGCCUUGUGCAAAAUGUGCGUCUCAGAAAUAAUGGAACGCAGAGAUGUGAAGACGCCUAGUCAACGAUGAACGUGACUUUUUUUUAUGUUGUGUUUCAGCUUAGUCUGUAUGGCAUUGUAUUAGUGUGUGUAAGGGACCAACGACGAAGAUGACGGCUAGAAAAACGAAAGCAA
Messenger RNA from Rhipicephalus sanguineus (brown dog tick), 2731 nucleotides. Its product is annotated as G1/S-specific cyclin-D2. The record is from RefSeq and is a predicted model, not a curated record. Gene Ontology annotation, biological process: regulation of cyclin-dependent protein serine/threonine kinase activity; positive regulation of G1/S transition of mitotic cell cycle; mitotic cell cycle phase transition. Gene Ontology annotation, cellular component: nucleus; cytoplasm; cyclin-dependent protein kinase holoenzyme complex. Gene Ontology annotation, molecular function: cyclin-dependent protein serine/threonine kinase regulator activity. Bases 786 to 1760 code for a protein of 324 amino acids. NCBI's taxonomy places the organism in Eukaryota, Metazoa, Arthropoda, Arachnida, Ixodida, Ixodidae. The transcript has 9 exons.